This is a messenger RNA of Rhinolophus ferrumequinum (greater horseshoe bat), 1999 nucleotides long. It is a transcript of the gene TSSC4, whose product is annotated as tumor suppressing subtransferable candidate 4. NCBI's taxonomy places the organism in Eukaryota, Metazoa, Chordata, Mammalia, Chiroptera, Rhinolophidae. The record is from RefSeq and is a predicted model, not a curated record. The coding region runs from base 830 to 1807 and encodes 325 amino acids. The transcript is spliced from 4 exons.
AUGAGCGCUCAACCUGCGGUGCGCACGUCUCUCAGAACCAGAGGGGCGCGGCCGGCCGCUUCCGGCCAGGGCCGGAAGUGUCCGCGAACGGCGCCGCGUACGCCGCGCACUACGACGCACUUCCGGUUUGAGGGACCUCUCAUCAUGGCUUCCGGCUGCGCGCGAUGGGGCCACGGGAACACGGCGCUGACCGUUAGCACUCGUGUAUUCUGGGAGUCGCGGUUCGGCCUCUCCCUCCGCCCCCUUCCCCCGCCCGCCUCCUCUCAGUCGGUUCCGGGCUCUUCGCGAAAGAGCGCCGCCAUUUCCGGGGAGUGGAGGCUGCGAAGAGAGCGCAUGCGCAAGGACUACAAGUCCCGACAGGCCUCGGGAGUAGCGGCCCAGUACGUUUUAGGAGAUGUAGUUUUUCAGGGGCGGAAGCCGCGGCACUCUGCCGGCGGGGUACUCAAUUUCCCAUAGGGUCGAGCGCGGCGCAAGAUGGAGGCGAUCGGGCCACAGUGAGCCGUCGCGGGAGCGUCCCCAGCGGUGCAGCGGACGGGAGUGCGAAUUUGGGAAACAGGAGUCGGCUUGGAACUGCGGGGCCGGCUCUGUCGCCCCUUCGCGCUCCUGGAGGUAGUCCUUCGUUCAGGAAUGGAGGGCUCGCCUUUGUUUGCCCCGGGACAGGGCCGUCAGAGCCCCUCCUGGCCUGUUCCUCGCUACGCUUGAACAGCUGAACAGAGCUGUGCCUGGAGACCUUCUAGGCGGAGGCCACACCCACGCCUUUGCCACCUCUGCCAGCGGCUCCGUUCACCAUCCCCUGCAGACAAGGAAGGUGUGGUGUGGCCCAGGACACAUGGCUGAGGCGGGGACUGGCGAGCCCUCCCCUGGCUUGGAGGUCGAGCAGGGCCCCGAGUAUGAUGAUGUCCUGCCUUCUGAUACCAUCUCCCUCAGCGACUCGGACUCUGACCUCAGCCUGCCUGGCAGUGCUGAGCUGGAAGCUCUGUCCCCAGAGGGGCUGCCAGGGGAGGCCCAGGGGGACUCAGGCCCCGACGAGCCCCCCUCGCCCCCCAGGGCCCUCCCUACAGCCGCAGUGCAGCCGUUCCACCUGAGAGGCAUGAGCUCCACCUUCUCGCAGCGCAGCCACAGUAUCUUUGACUGCCUGGAGGGGGCAGCCGGGCGGGCGCCACCCUCUGUGGUCCACACUGGCCUAGGGGACCGUGGGGGCUUCAAGCGGCCCCUGGCGCCCUCACGCCAACCUCCAGCAGAAGGCCCAGGCAGGGCCAGUCAGAGCCCUGUCCCCCGGAGGGCGCCCCCCGUCCCCGACUAUGUGACCCACCCUGAGCGCUGGACUAAGUACAGCCUGGAAGACGUGGCCGAGGCCAGUGAGCACAGCAAUCAGGCUGCCGCCCUGGCCUUCCUGGGCUCCCGGAGCCUGGCCGCCCCCGGCCACUAUGUGCCCUCCUUCAACCAGGACCCCUCCAGCUGUGGGGAGGGCAGAGUCGUCUUCACCAAACCGGCCCGCGCCGGCGAGGCCAGACCAGAGAGGAAGCGGGGUCUGAGAAAGGCAGGGGCGCCUGGUGGGGCUGAGGGGCCUGUGGAGCUGGCCCACCUGGCCAGGCCCGGGAGCCCAGAGGCCGAGGAGUGGAGCAGCCCGCGUGGGGGCGUGCAGGAGGUGGGCACGCCCGAGGGGGACACCCACACCGAGUCCGCAGCGGGCCCCCCAGGGGUGGACAUUGUUGGCUUCCACGGCAGCAGGAAGCGCAGUAGAGACCACUUUCGGAACAAGAGCAGCAGCUCUGAGGUCCCUGGUGCUGAGGGGGCUGAGGGCUGACCCGAGAGCCUGCCUUGGACUUGAGGAGCCCCAACCCCUUGGGAAGGAAGCCGGUGGGCUGCCUGUCGGUGGCGCCAGCGGCCCUGGCUGGGGCUCAGGCAGUGGACUCGAGCAGAGACCUUGCUUGCCACUGAUGGGCCCACUGGGUGCCCGUGGGGAACAGUAAAGCUUUUGGGUAUUCCUCAGGCUCUG